Molecule: messenger RNA, 2529 nt
Organism: Plasmodium gaboni
Lineage: Eukaryota; Apicomplexa; Aconoidasida; Haemosporida; Plasmodiidae
Exons: 1
Coding region: 1-2529 (842 amino acids)
Source: RefSeq, a predicted model, not a curated record
AUGAAUAAUUAUCAAAAGAAGUCCACUGAGGUUGAUAAGAAAAAUUCAAGAAAUGAAUUUUGUCAACCUUAUAAGACUAUUCGAAAGAUGCAAAUAAUUCAUCACGUCAGAGAAAAUAAUAAUAAUACAAGUGAAAGGAUGAAUAUUGCUUAUAAUGAUAUAUAUAGAGAAGAGAAUAUAAUUUAUGAAAAAGAAUAUACAAAAAUUCCUGAUAAUUUAAUAUAUAAUGAGACUGAUAAGUUAAAUGGUUGCAAUAAAAUUGGUGCACCUAAUAAUAACGAAUUGAAAUGUUUGAAUAGAAAUAAUAAUAAUGAAGCUUUAAUAGUAUCUCAGAGCAGUACAAAAUAUCUGGAAAAUUAUUUUUCAUCAUAUAAUAAUAAUAAUAAUAUUAAUAAUAAUAUUAAUAGUAAUAUUCAUAAUAAUAUUCAUAAUAAUAUUCAUAAUAAUAUUCAUAAUCAUAACCAUAACAUCAUACAUAAUAACCAUUUGUGCUGUAAUUGUAAGCACAUGUGUUGUAUGAAUAACCACAUAAGAUGUAUUAAUAACCAUAUUGGUUGUUUUAAUCAUCAUAUUGGUUGUCAUAAUAACCAUAUUCAUUGUAAUAAUAAAAACAUAUGUUAUUACAAUAUACAUGAUAGUAAUAACAAUAUUUUAAAAUCUGAAGAAAUUGAGCGAAAUAAAAAUCUAAAUCAGACCUUUAAUCAUCAUUGUGGAAAUUAUCAAAAUAUGUUACUAAAUACGGAAUACAAUAAAGGUAUUGUAGAUAAUAUAAAUAAACAAAAUGAUAUAGAAAUAAAAAAUGAAAAACAUCUUGCUCAUAAUAUAAAUUUACAUGUAAAAAAUUAUACAAAUUAUAAUAUGAAGCAUGAAAAAGAUUUUAUAUGUAAGGAAGAUAUUUCUAAGAACUAUAAUAUAAUACAAAAGAAUACGAAUUUUUUUGCCAGUAUGUUAAAGAAAAACGAAACGGAUAAGGAAAAUAUGAAUGAAAAUAAAAAUGGACAUAAUAAUGCUAAUGAACAUGAUAAUACAAACAAAUAUAAUAACACAAACGAAGAUAAUAACACAAAAAAACAUAAUAACAUAAAUGAAAAUAAUAACAUAAAUGAAAAUAAUAACAUAAAUGAAAAUAAUAACAUAAAUGAAAAUAAAGAUGAAAAUGCUUGGGAAUAUUUUAAAGAAGGAUCAUUUUAUAAUUUUUCUACAGUAUAUAAUUCAAAACAAAAAAGACCUUAUACAAAUUAUGGAAACCAAAUGAAGCAUCAUCAAAACAAAAUGUAUAAUAAUAACAACAACAGUUACUACAAUAACAAGAACUAUGGAAAUAAUAACACCAAUAAUAAUAAUAAUAAUAUAGGAUAUAUUGAAAAGAACAAUAUGAAUAAGGAUAAUUGGAAUAAUAAAGGCCAUUUCGAUAGGGGGAAUAUACAUAAUAUUAAUUUUAAUAACAAAAUGGUUAAUAAUUAUAAUAAUGACAACAAGAAUGAAUAUAAUGUUAAUUAUGACAAUAAGAAUAAAAAGAGUAUACAUAAAUAUAAUUACAAUAAUAAUCAUUACAAUCAAAAUGGUUACAAAAAAAAUAAUUACGAUAAUCAUCGAUUUAAUAAUAAUGACAAUAUUAAUGUGAAUUCUUUUCAUGUAGAAAAUGAAGAAAGAUAUACAUUUCCAUAUUCUUACGACAAUAAUGUUUUUGAGAAUACAAGAAAUAACAUAGUAUCAUCAUACCCAUCAACAAAAACAAUUAUUAAACAAAAUAAUAAUUAUUCAAAAGAAAAUAAGGAUAAAACAAAAGUAAAUGUAAAUCAUGGAAUAAAGAAUAGUCGUACAAUAAAUAAAGAAAAAUCUUCAAACAUAAUUUUUUGUAAAUACUGUAAUGUAAAUGUUGAAGAGGGGAAAUUAUUAGAACAUAACAAGAAUGAACAUAUUAUGUGCCCUAUAGAUGAUUGUAAUAAGAUAUACAAUAUUGACGAUAUGGAAAUUCAUUUAUUAAAUCAUAUGAAAAAUGAGAAGAAUGAAAUUAUUUUAAAUGAUGCUAAAGAAAUACAAAAAUGGAUUAGUGAAAGGAAAAAAAACUAUCCUACCAGAAAUAAAAUAUUAAAUAAUAUGAAUAAAAAAGAGUCGAAAGAAAAAAACAAACCAAAAUGUUUAAUUGAAGAAUUAUUAUUUGAACGAUAUUGUUCAGCCAUAGGAAAGAAUUUAUAUUAUAAAAAUGAAUCUGAGAAAUCCAUAUUUGUUCCUUUAUUAAGUAAAUUAUCUGAUAAAAACUAUCCAAAUAUUUAUGAAAAUACUUAUUAUAGUAUUUCUUCAUCAAAUAAUCAAUUCGAUGUUCAAAAAAAAAGAAAUAACAAUUCAAAAACAAAAGAAACAAUUGAUACAUUAAAUAUUCAUAAAAGAACACCAUUAAUAUAUCAAUUAAUGAAAAAUGAUAUUUAUACAUAUGAGAAGAAAUUAAUGACAUCUAUUAAUUAUAUAACAAAAAAUAAAUUCUUUGAUGAUUCAUUUGAUAAAAAUCAACAUAUUGAAGAAUUAUAA